AAAAACCCUUCUCAAAAUUGAAAUGUCCACCACCAGAAUCCCUCGCCCCUCCUCUCUCACCAUCAGAAACCUCUCCGACAAAAACCCAACAAAACCCCACCAACAAAAACAAAACCCUCCGCCGAUCAUCAACGCCCUCGUCUCCUUCAUCCACUCCCCUCCCCAUCUCUCCCAAGUCCUCGCCCAGUUCCUCACCUCCGGCCACCAUCACGAUCCAUUCCUCGCCGGGCAUUUCAUCAAACACCUCGCCUUCUCUCUGCCCUCCCCUCGCCUCGCUGCCUCCCUCUUCUCUCUCCUCCCAAACCCCGAUGCAUUCAUCUCCAACACCGUCAUCAAGUCCUUCCUCCUCAAUUCCCAGCCUGAAGAGGCUCUCGCCUUCUAUCGCGACUCCGUCGCUAACUCCUCCAUAUCUCCCAGCAAUUUCACGUUCCCUCUGCUUGCCAAGCUGUUCUCUCACCUGGGUCUUGCUCCAAACGGGAUGCUGCUACAUGCCCAGAUCGUGAAGCUGGGGUUUGAAGAGGAUUUGUAUGUUCGGAACUCGGCGAUUCAUAUGUACGCUUGCUUUGGCCAUCUGGGCAGCGCUUGGAGGUUGUUUGAGGGUUUCGUUGAGGAGGCUGAUCUUGUUACUUGGAACUCGAUGAUCGACGGGUGCGUCAAGAAUGGGAUGGUGGAGGCUGCGCGGGAGCUGUUCGACGAAAUGCGUGACAAGGAUUUGGUUUCUUGGAACAUUAUGAUAGCGGGCUAUGCGAGUGUGGGAAUGAUGGAGAAGGCGAGGGAGCUGUUUUCUAUUAUGCCAAAGUGGGACGUGGUUACGUGGAAUUCGAUGAUUGAUGGGUAUGCGAGGGAUGCUAAUGUCGCACUUGCUCGUGGGUUUUUCGACGCGAUGCCUAAGAAGAGCUUGGUUUCUUGGAACGUAAUGUUAGCUUUGUAUGCGAGGGUGAAGGGUUAUAAGGAGUGUUGCAAGUUGUUUGAUUCGAUGAUCGCAGCUGGGGUGGUGAGGCCGAAUGGGGCUACAUUCGUCAGCGUGCUCACUGCCUGUGCGAAAUUAGGGGACCUUGAGAGAGGUAAAUGGAUACAUUCUUUGGUCAAGAGAAUAAAAGGGUCAGAUGUGCUACUCUUGACCUCGCUUUUGAAUAUGUACGCUAAGUGCGGGGCGAUGGAUGAUGCAAAGGAGGUGUUCGAUCAAAUGUCUGAUAGAAAUGUAGUGACAUGGAAUUCGAUGAUUAUGGGUUACGGGUUGCAUGGGCUUAGCGAGAAGGCGAUCAAAUUGUUCUUCGAGAUGGAGAGGAGUGGAAUACAACCCGACGACAAGACAUUCACGUGCAUCUUGAGCGCUUGCGCACACGGGGGACUAGUGGUGGAAGGGUGGUGGUUCUUUGAGCAAAUGGUUAGGGUUUACGAUCUACAGCCAAAGGUUGACCAUGUCGGUUGUAUGGUCGACCUCCUAGGGCGAGCUGGCUUGUUGAACGACUCCGAGGAGUUAGCGAAGCAAGUGAAAGGCAAGCCAUCCAAGGCUUUGUGGGGGGCUCUAAUGUCGGCAUCUAAGACUCAUUGUAACUGGAACCUAGGUGAGAUUCUAGGGAGAAAGAUGAUAGAGACGGAGCCUAGAGACGUAGGGCCUUAUGUGUUGCUAUCGAAUAUUUAUGCGUCAGAAGGGAGGUGGGAUGAGGCUGAGCAGGUGAGGGAGGUGAUGAGGGAAAAUGGGGUGAAAAAGGAUGUAGGAGUUAGCUUGGUUGAUGGGAGGGGUUUAGGGUUUGAUGAUCACAAGAGUUCUGUUGGAAAAAAGAGGAUAGUGGACUCUAUGUUGAGUGAAAUGGGUGCUCAUUUGAAGAUGUCAUAUGGAGGAGAGCUUGGAGGGAGAGAAAGAAGCCUACAACGUGUAUCUAGGUUUUGAGGCAUUUGUAUCACUUGUAAAAUUACGUUUUUCUUUCAACAUUAGUAAGAACAAAUAGAUGAAUGCAAAUAAUCAAACUGUAUAUGUUGAUGGCACGCGAUGGUGGUGAGGCAAUUGCGGUUGGAACUUUCUUCAUCGUCGGUGUAAAUUUGGCAAACGGUAAACUUUGAAGUUCCGUGUUC
This is a messenger RNA of Asparagus officinalis (garden asparagus), 2076 nucleotides long. Its product is annotated as pentatricopeptide repeat-containing protein At3g29230-like. The coding region runs from base 23 to 1894 and encodes 623 amino acids. Gene Ontology annotation, molecular function: RNA binding; protein binding. The record is from RefSeq and is a predicted model, not a curated record. Lineage: Eukaryota; Viridiplantae; Streptophyta; Magnoliopsida; Asparagales; Asparagaceae. Gene Ontology annotation, biological process: RNA modification. The transcript has a single exon.